CAGAAGCAGAACACGGAAGCGUCAGUCAGCUGUUUGUCAAUGAUGACAAAUAAUGUACGAGUAUCAGAGGAGAAACUCAACAUGGAGCAAAAACCCGAUGAUCGCAUGCCAUGCAAUAGCUGUCACCUUCUGGAUUUGCCAUGGGAAGAUGUUUUGGUGACACACGUCUUCUGCUACCUACCGCUGCGUCACCUGGUCAGCCUGCAGCGCGUCAGCAAGAGUUUUCGUUCUCUGGUUCAGGUGUAUCUGGACAACUGUCACACAUUUGACCCCGCACAGACCGGACCUCACAUUCCCAAAGAAGCUUUCUGCUCCAUGCUUCAUAACAAUCAAGUUCUCCAUCAUCUCUGCAUCAAUAACUGUUCUGAUUGGAUCACCGACAAAGAGCUGCUACCCGUGAUUGGUCAGAACCAGAAAAUGCUGCGUGUGGACAUGCGUGGCUGCGUCCACUUAAGCCGUCACGCCCUGGUAGCCGUGUCUCUCAGCUGCCCGCGUCUGCAGCACCUGAGCCUCGCUCACUGCGAAUGGGUUGACGUCCUGGCUCUGCGCAGUCUGGCGGAUCACUGCUCGGACCUGCGCUCGCUGGAUCUGACCGCCUGCAGACAGCUGAAGGACGAUGCCGUGUGCUAUGUGGCUGGGAAGUGUCCGGCGCUGCGUUCGCUAUCCGUGGCAGUUAAUGCAAACAUAACAGACACGUCUGUGGAGGAAGUGGCCAAACGGUGCAGAGAGCUGGAGAGUCUGGACCUUACUGGCUGCUUACGAGUACGAAACGAAGCUAUCAGGACACUAGCGGAGUACUGCCCCAAACUUCAGUCUCUUAAAGUCAACCACUGUCACAACGUAACAGAGUCCAGCCUCGGUAUCCUCCGUCGACGUAAUGUAGAGAUUGACGUUGAACCUCCACUGCAGAGGGCGCUCGUGCUGCUCCAAGACGUUGUGGGAUUCGCUCCAUUUAUUAACUUGCAGAUUUAACAGGAAUUCUCUCGUCCAUGAUCUCUGGAAUAGACUGACUUUUGAACACGCACAUUUUUACACCAAUGCAAUAUCACUGGACAUGAAAUCCACAAGUGCUUGUUUGUUUCUGUGUGUUUUAGCAUUCAGACACAGAAGAAUGAUGGAAAAAAUUGAUCAUAUUUAUUUAUGCAGCUUGUUUGUUUUUGUGCAGAAACCAAAUGCUGUAUAAUUUUGCACUUAUGAAAUAUUGAAAUACUUGCACUUUUCAGGACAUCUGAUGGAUUAACCACAACCACAACCCCCAGCAAUAUUACCUCUCAUUUCCUCUCUGCUUUAUUUUACAAAUCAGAAAACAGGAAGGCAAUACUUACAAAAAUGAAUCCAGGGAACAGUUAUGGUUUACAAAAUGCACCCUAGUUAGUAGAUGUGUUGAUUUUAUUUUUUAUUACUUUAAACAUGAAAAGUAAUGUGCUGCCAUUUUAAGAAUUCAACAACUUGGAUUCUUUUUAGUUUGCAUUUCAAUCAAUUUAAUAAGAACUCAAGUGAAAAACAAUCAAGUUAUAUUUCCAACUUCUCGAUUUAGGGUAAUUUUGCCCUCAAUUUUCUUUCUCAUUUAUUACAGUGUUAUAGUUUGUUCAAGUAAGACAAAUUUUAUUGUAUGUCCAAAAAAGUUCCUUUGAUAAUAUUUUAUAAAGAUCCAAAAUGAGCAGAACUCGAAAAAUAAUAAUCAGAAAGUGUCACAGUGUUCUUAUAUUACAAGCUGGGGGUCUUUCAGGACCACUAUACUAUCUGUAGCUUUAUUCUGAAUAUUUUAAUAAGUAUAAAGACAAAAGGGUAGUUUAGUUUUUCUUGGAUUUUUGUUUUGUUUUUGAUGAUUUUUCAUUAACAUGUUUUUACAGUAUCACAACAUUAAUUGAUGUUUGCACAUUAUGCUUGCUAUGUUUUUGUAUAAUUCUGUAAGCACUUGUUACAAAUGGUUAUAAAUUAUUAAGUGCAUAAUUGUUUUAUGCAAAGUACUGAGAAAUUAUAAAGUCUUGCAAGUCGACUAAUUGGAUGUGUUGUUGGGAUGAUUGACAUUUAAACAUGCAGGCUUUUAUUGCAAUGAUUAACCACCAGAGUGCACUUUACUAGAUGGAUGGAUGCAGUGUUCAAAUUGAGGGGGGGCUGGGGUGGUCCUGGAAAUUUUAAUUCCAUGCUGGGGUGCCACUGUCCAUAAUUUGUCCCGCAAUGUCACAAUAAAGUAAUCAAAAAGAUUUCUGUAUGAAAUAAAUGUAAACUAUUAAGUGUGCCUCACGCUGUUUUCUGGAGAAAUUGACAGACUUUUAGAUUUAGGAUUGGUUUGGGGGGCUCAAACUAUUAUUUCACACUAAUUUGAGGGGGAAAAUUUGUUAGGGUUUCUUUGAUUAAAACAUUGAUCCAGGACCAACAAAAAUAAUGUUCAUUUAUGAUCACAUUUUAAUUUGUAAAAUCACGGUGACCCUAUAAUGACGAGGGGAAGGGGGCUUGGCCAGGGCGGCUUAGAUUGGGACCCCCAUAAUCUUUGUCAUAAUUCGAACACUGGAUGGAUGGAUGGAUAG
Molecule: messenger RNA, 2531 nt
Organism: Paramisgurnus dabryanus
Lineage: Eukaryota; Metazoa; Chordata; Actinopteri; Cypriniformes; Cobitidae
Gene: fbxl15
Product: F-box and leucine-rich repeat protein 15
Biological process (GO): SCF-dependent proteasomal ubiquitin-dependent protein catabolic process
Cellular component (GO): SCF ubiquitin ligase complex
Molecular function (GO): protein binding
Source: RefSeq, a predicted model, not a curated record